Messenger RNA from Ophidiomyces ophidiicola, 1692 nucleotides. RefSeq lists its product as uncharacterized. Gene Ontology annotation, biological process: secondary metabolic process. The transcript is spliced from 5 exons. The coding region runs from base 1 to 1692 and encodes 563 amino acids. NCBI's taxonomy places the organism in Eukaryota, Fungi, Ascomycota, Eurotiomycetes, Onygenales, Onygenaceae. The record is from RefSeq and is a predicted model, not a curated record. Gene Ontology annotation, molecular function: CoA-ligase activity.
AUGCCCUUUUCAUCUCCCUUCCCACCGCUGCAGAUACCCAAGGUCGACCUUUUGAGCUAUUUGUUUCCGCCCAACACCCCUGUCUCCGACAAACCCAUCUGGAUUGACGCAGAACACCCAGAGAACUGCUUAUCACCUAGGCAGCUGCUUCAAUGGGUCAGAAGAUUGGCGUUUGGGCUGGACAGGCUGGGUGUCAAGCCUGGAGAAGUUGUGGUGACCCUGACACCAAAUCAUAUUUUUGUCCCGGUUGCCUUUUUAGGCAUUGUUGGUUCCAGGCGACUCUUUAGUGGAAUAAGCCCUUCGUUCACUGCCAAUGAGGUUGCGUACCAGCUCCGAGAUACGGAGGCUCAAGCCCUACUUGUGCACCCAUCUGUCGCAACAGUGGCGAUCGAAGCAGCGCAGAAAGUUGGUCUUGGACUAGAUCGUGUUUUUUUGUUUUCUGAUGAGCCAUGCAACCCCAUUCAAGGCCUGAAAGACUGGCGAUCAAUGAUCGGGACGACUGACCAAGGCCAGCAAUGGACGUGGGUCCCAAUGACCGAGCAGGAAUCGCAGUCUGCGCUGGCCACUGUUAAUUAUUCGUCUGGAACAACAGGCUUCCCAAAGGGAGUGAAAAUCACCCAUUACAAUAUCAUCGCCAAUAUCAAACAGAGUGCCUUUGCGAGAUUUCUAUACAAAAGAAACCGCCCCCAGGAGCGGUUUAUAGGUCUUCUUCCGCUAUACCAUGCGUAUGGUCAGCUGUUCACGAUAUCAAUGGUCGUCCCGUUGAACAUCCCAGUGUAUGUCAUGAAAGAAUUCAAUUAUGAGGCAUACCUGCGCCAUAUCCAGACGUACAGAAUAACCAAUUUGCAGAUUGCUCCUCCGAUUCUACUAAUGCUGAUCAAAAGACCUGAAACUGUAAAUUAUGAUCUCAGCAGCGUGACUGAUGCUCUGUGCGGUGCAGCUCCGGUUUCGAAAGAAGCCCAAAACGAAGCAUCUCAGAAAUUCAACUUUCCAAUAAGUCAAGGAUGGGGUAUGACUGAGACCACCUGUGCAGCAAUGUCUGUCCUUGGUGGAAUGCGAGAUGACACGGGUAGUGUUGGUCAGUUGAUACCCAACACGGAAGCCAAAUUGAUCAAUGACGACGGUUGUGAGGUUGGUGACAACGAGCCUGGAGAGCUAUACAUUCGCGGCCCCCAGGUCUGUCUUGGGUACUGGAAAAACGAAGAAGCUACAGCAGAAACAAUUUCUAAAGAUGGGUGGCUGAAAACCGGGGAUAUUGCAGUCGUACGAAACGGGCGGUUUUGGAUCGUCGAUAGAAAGAAAGAACUCAUAAAAGUGAAUGGCUUUCAGGUUGCACCUGCAGAGUUGGAGGCAGUACUUUCAAGCCAUGAAGAUAUUGAAGAUGCCGGCGUAGUCAGAAUCAUACUGUUUGUUCCCCUUGAAGCAGCCUCCAAGGAAUCAACACUUGAAUGGGGAGGAGUAUCCUCGUGCAUACAUUCAACUCCGGCCGAAUGCCAAGGCAAAAUCACACCAGGAGACAUUCAUCAUUACCUGAGCUCGCGAAUCGCUAGACAUAAGCAGCUGGCUGGUGGAAUCUCGUUUGUAGAUGCAGUUCCACGGCUAGCUAGCGGAAAAAUCGUUCGAAAAUUGUUGCGAGAAUGGGCAGUGAGGGACGCUGAUGUAUUAGAAAAGGAAGAUAAAGCUAAACUUUAA